Messenger RNA from Tripterygium wilfordii, 2765 nucleotides. Its product is annotated as 5-methyltetrahydropteroyltriglutamate--homocysteine methyltransferase 1-like. The record is from RefSeq and is a predicted model, not a curated record. The transcript has 12 exons. Lineage: Eukaryota; Viridiplantae; Streptophyta; Magnoliopsida; Celastrales; Celastraceae. Bases 162 to 2459 code for a protein of 765 amino acids. Gene Ontology annotation, molecular function: 5-methyltetrahydropteroyltriglutamate-homocysteine S-methyltransferase activity; zinc ion binding.
AGAACAAGAUUCAGAUCUAGAGAGAAGCAGGCAAAGCAUGAGAGUAGGUGGUGGGAGAAAGUAAUAUAAAUAAGCCAAGUCUCUCCACGCAAACUCGCGCCGUUCACUUCUCUUGAGCCUCUCUUUUCAUCUUAACGUCUCAUUCUAUUCUCUUAAGUGCAAUGACGUCCCACAUUGUCGGUUACCCCCGCAUGGGGCCCAAGAGAGAGCUCAAGUUCGCUUUAGAAUCUUUCUGGGAUGGCAAGAGCAGUGCUGAGGACUUACAGAAGGUGGCGGCAGAUCUCAGGUCAUCCAUCUGGAAGCAGAUGGCUGAAGCUGGAAUCAAGUACAUUCCUAGCAAUACCUUCUCCUACUACGAUCAGGUCUUGGACACCACGGCAUUGCUUGGAGCAGUUCCAGCUAGGUAUGGCUGGAAUGGCAAUGAGAUUGGGUUUGAUACCUACUUCUCAAUGGCCAGGGGUAAUGCCUCUGUUCCUGCUAUGGAAAUGACCAAGUGGUUUGACACCAACUACCACUUCAUUGUCCCUGAAUUGGGGCCAGAUGUCAAGUUCUCAUAUGCCUCUCACAAAGCUGUUGAUGAAUAUAAGGAGGCCAAAGCUCUUGGUAUUGAUACUGUCCCUGUCCUUGUUGGCCCUGUUUCCUACUUGUUGCUGUCAAAACCAGCAAAGGGUGUGGACAAAUCUUUUCCUCUUCUUUCCCUGCUUGCCAAAAUUCUUCCAAUUUACAAGGAGGUUGUGUCAGAACUAAAAGCCGCUGGGGCAACCUGGAUACAGUUUGAUGAACCAACCCUUGUGAAGGAUCUUGAGCCUCAGCAAUUGCAUGCAUUUACUGGGGCCUAUGCUGAGCUUGAAUCAUCUUUAUCAGGAUUGAAUGUUCUUGUAGAGACAUAUUUUGCUGAUGUCCCUGCUGUGGCAUUCGAAACCCUUACCUCUUUGAAGGGCGUUAGCGGAUUUGGGUUUGAUUUGGUUCGUGGAUCAAAGACUCUUGAAUUGAUCAAGGGAGGAUUUCCUUCUGGAAAAUACCUAUUUGCUGGACUUGUCGACGGAAGAAACAUCUGGGCUAAUGAUCUCGCUUCUUCUCUCAGCACCCUGCAGACUCUUGAGGGAAUUGUUGGAAAAGAGAAGCUUGUUGUCUCUACAUCAUGUUCCCUACUCCACACUGCUGUAGAUCUUGUGAAUGAAACUAAGUUGGACGAUGAGAUCAAGUCAUGGCUUGCUUUUGCAGCACAAAAAAUAGUUGAAGUAAAUGCAUUGGCAAAAGCAUUGGCUGGACAAAAGGAUGAGGCAUUCUUCUCUGCUAAUGCUGAGGCUCAGGCUUCAAGAAAAUCUUCCCCAAGGGUGACAAAUGAGGCUGUUCAAAAAGCUGCUGCAGCUUUGAAGGGAUCAGACCACCGCCGAACCACUGAUGUUAGUGCCAGGCUGGAUGCACAGCAGAAGUAUUUGAACCUUCCAAUUCUUCCUACCACUACCAUUGGAUCCUUCCCUCAGACCAUGGACCUAAGAAGAGUGCGUCGUGAAUACAAGGCUAAGAAGAUAUCUGAGGAGGAUUACGUCAAGGCCAUCAAGGUGGAAAUUGAGAAAGUUGUCAAACUCCAGGAAGAGCUUGACAUUGAUGUUUUGGUUCAUGGUGAACCAGAGAGGAAUGACAUGGUUGAGUACUUUGGUGAACAAUUAUCUGGUUUUGCCUUCUCUGCCAAUGGGUGGGUCCAAUCUUACGGGUCUCGAUGUGUCAAGCCUCCUAUCAUAUAUGGUGAUGUGAGCCGCCCCAAGGCCAUGACUGUCUUCUGGUCUUCAAUGGCUCAGAGCAUGACUAAGCGACCCAUGAAGGGUAUGCUUACUGGUCCUGUUACAAUUUUGAACUGGUCCUUCGUCAGAAAUGACCAGCCCAGGCAUGAGACCACCUAUCAAAUUGCUUUGGCCAUCAAGGAUGAGGUUGAGGAUCUUGAGAAAGCUGGUAUCACUGUUAUCCAGAUUGAUGAGGCUGCCUUAAGAGAAGGUUUGCCCCUUAGGAAGUCUGAGCAGGCUUUCUACUUGGACUGGGCUGUUCAUUCCUUCAGGAUUACUAAUUGUGGUGUAAAAGACACUACCCAGAUCCACACCCACAUGUGCUACUCAAACUUCAACGAUAUCAUCCACUCAAUUAUCAACAUGGACGCUGAUGUUAUCACCAUUGAGAACUCCAGGUCAGAUGAAAAGCUUCUCUCCGUCUUCCGAGAGGGAGUGAAGUAUGGUGCUGGCAUUGGUCCUGGUGUCUAUGAUAUCCACUCUCCUAGGAUCCCAUCGACAGAGGAAAUCGCUGACCGUAUCAACAAGAUGCUUCAAGUGCUUGAAACCAACAUCCUGUGGGUGAACCCCGAUUGUGGCCUGAAGACUCGCAAGUAUGCUGAAGUUAACCCUGCCCUCAGCAAUAUGGUUGCUGCUGCCAAGCUCCUGCGCUCCCAGCUCGCAAGUGCCAAGUGAGUCCAUCAAAGUUUGGUCAAUCAAUUAUCUUUCUUACAUUUGUGAAGAUUUAUUUUAAGGCCAAAUAACGUUCACCAUUUUGUUGAGAGCAAAUCCUUGUCUUUCUUUUCGUUUAGGAAGUAAUGAUUAUGUAUUAUUGAUGUGGAUUUUCUUGAUGGGGCUUCCUAUAAAAAAAAAAUUGUAUGAAGCUGUUCUGCCAUCUUUAUAAUCCAUAUUGCUUGUGUACUUUUUUUUUCCUGGAAUGUAUAAGCAAAGGCCUAGUCAUUUGCCAAAAAGCAAUGUUGUGUUCUUGGAUGAUAUGUGUCA